ACGCUCACACGGAUGCCGAUGUGCAGUUAAAGGUGCCGAGAUGGGUGGAACGUGGUGCCAGUGCGACAUUAGAAUGUCUGCAUGAUGUAGAUUCGAGUGUUCUAUUCAAGGUAUCAUGGUUUAGGGAAGAAAUGAAAUUUUUUGAAUUUGUUAAGGGACGAAAACCACCGUUUAAAAAUUUUACCAUGGAAGGAGCAAUCAUCGAUUGGGAAAAUUCAAAUGAAUCUCAAGUGACUUUGGCUAAUGUUGAUUUUAAAUUAUCCGGACAAUUUACCUGUGAGGUAUCAAUGACCUCACCAUUGUAUACAAAAGCAUCUGUGGAACAAUUUAUGAAUGUAUUUUUACCACAAACGGGCCCACCGGUGAUCAGGUUCCGUAAACGCAGUCCUGUGGCUAUUGGCGAGCGUCUAAUGGCAUUAUGUAAUACAACACGUGCCCGACCAGCACCACACAUUACAUGGCUUAUAAAUGGCAAAAAGGUUGAUGAGAAACACAUACGCACCCAUCAUGUUUAUUCAAUCAGUGGCAAAAAUCAUCGUAAACCACCACAGCCACACGAGCAGGAGGAAUAUAACAUAGUCCAGGCGAAACAAAAGAAGCUACAAAAACAAACUAUUCAACAGCAAUAUCAUGAAUCCCAACAGCAACCACACACGUAUACCCAGCAGCAAUAUAGCAUUUAUCAGCCACAAUAUCACAUACCAAUGAUACCCGAUCGAUGGGAUAAAAGUUUACGAACUGGCCGUGGAUGGGAAGAUUAUUCGGUUACACAACAUAAAGGCGGACACCAUGGUCAUCAUGGCGACGGACAUCGCCAUACCGCACUUCCCUACAACAAUCCCUUCGGUCAUUUGGCCAUUAUACACGAUAUCGAAUUUGAUGAUUAUGAACUACAGCACAAUUACGACAAUAAUAAGCAACACAUGGACAAUACGGUUAAAAAACAUAUGGACAGCAUGAAGAAACACAGAAAUUCCUCAAGUCGUAAAUAUCGUCGUCACAUCAAUGAAAAUGCUCUUGGCAUUAUACGCAGCACAUUGAAUAGUGGUGGAUUUGGUCCUCAGCCACCCAAUAUGAAUAAUGAACUGGGUAUACCUCCGAAUGCUGGGCCCAUGAAUGCAUUUGCUGCCAGUUACGGCAGACCAUUGUCGCAUCCUGGUGGUGGCAGUGGAGUGGCUGCUGCAGCUGCCGCUGUUACCGAAGCCCAACAAGAGAAAGGUAUGUUUUCGGUGAGCCAAUUAAACAUUGAGUUGACAGAACAACAUGUGGGUCCUAAUGGCCGUAUGGAGCUGACAUGCCUCUCGACAAUUCCAUCAGCAGUAGGACCCGGUGAACAGUUUGCGGAUUAUAAAACAUAUUCGAUUAAGGUGGAUGUUGGACGUACGGAGACAACUACUAUCUCAACAACAACACCUACUAUUGGAAUGGCGGCCUUAGGCAAUGGUGUGACACCAUCGUCUGCGACGUCAUUGGCACCAUCGUACAAUCGCAUUACAAAAAUCCAUAAUUUAUGGCUGCAUAUAUUUGCGAUUAUCUUUGUACUUUGGCGAAUAUUGAAACAACAACAUUAAGGAAUUUGAAAAUGUAUAAAUUGUAAAACUCUAAAAGAUGUGAAGAAGAAGAUGGUUGAUUAGAUAUGAGAUUAUAAAUAUAUACUAAAAACUAACACAUACAUACAUUAAUACAUACAUACAUAUGUAUGUAUAUCUACUUUUACAUAGCCAAAAGCAAAAAAAAAAAAACAAACACAAACAAAAAGAUACUUACAACCACUAAAAAGGGGCAAAAUAAUGAAGGUGGGUUAAACAAGUGACAAAUAUUUCCCAGUGAAUAAAAAUAACAAAAAAAAAAAAACAAUAAACCCCACCGAGUGAAUAAAAACAACUUUAGAAAAUAGAUGAAUAUAUUCCAAGAAUUAGUAAAUUGAAAAGGUUUUGUUUUUUAAAUGUGUUUUUGACUCGAAGAGUUAAGUUUUAAUGUAAAAGAACGCAUAAGUUUUGUAAACCCCUUUUGGAUAUUAUAUAUAGUUGGUUUUUAAGAAUCAGCAGUUUCAAUUCUAAUUACAAGAAUAUCACUAAAAUUAUAUUUUUUUUUUAAAUUAUUAAUUGCAACCUAGGAAUAUUUUUUUAUAUACAUAUUUUCUUACAUUUCUCAUAUCGAAAUUCACAUAAACUGUUUGAGAAUUAUAACACAUUGUAAUAUACUUCAUCCAUAAAAAAUUUGGAAUCGGUAACUUUAAUUUUUUAUUACGUAAAUGCAAUAUGGUUCAAACAAUGUGAUCCAGAUUCACUAUUCUUCUUAGAGAACUUUAGUUUAUUUCGAUAUGACCCAUGCAAGUGGCAUGGCUAUGUAUAUAAGGAAGGGUAUAAAAAGUAAUUUGUAUUGCAGUUCUGCAUCUAGUGACCAAUGGAAACAAGAUGCUGAUAAGCUGUGUAUACUGACCACAUCGCAGAAUUGAUACUACCAUUGUUUUCCAUGUUCUUAAGAAUAUUUCACUACAAUUUGAGGAUGUUGUCAUUUGUGGAGACUAUAAUUCAAAUAACCUGUUAAAAGAAGCCAACUCACUUUUCUUCCACCUUGAACUUGCUUUUGGAUGUUAUUUUUUGUUGGUAAUAGUACGAAAGCUUUGUUGUAUUAUCAGCUUCCAGUGCCUUGUUUCUCUAAACAUGACUUAUUGUUUUUUACCUUUGACUUCAAACACCAUGAGAUUGCGAAUUCGAAUACGUACUAUGAUUAUACAACUAUUGAUCACAACACUCUUGAUUUUAAGUUAUCGCUUAUAGAUUUAGAUUGGAAAUCUAUUUACUAUAUGUCAUCUAUCGAUGAUCAACUAAAGUUUUUGGAAGUAAAAUUGGAACAAUUUUUUCCAAAACAGUGUCUCAAAAACAGUUGCAAGGAAUUGCAGAAAGAAAUCAUGGUUCAUGUAUUCACGCUGGAAGCGUUUUAAAACAGUUGAAUUAUAUAAUGACUUCUGUACCGCUAGAAGACUAGUCAAUAAUAAGAUAGAGAGUGCAAAGAGUGCAUACUACAGUCGGAUUUUUACGUGUUCUAUUGAUUCUAAGAAAAUGUGGAAAAAUAUGCGAGAUAUCGGAGUUGGUAAAUCCAAAGUUUGUGUUGUAUCAGAUGUUGACGUUGAAGCCCUAAAAAAAAGUUUACCUCACUUCCUCUUGUGCAGUCAUAUCUAAACUUUUAUAACUGUAAUGUUGACACUUUCACACAAAACAACGUGUUCAGUUUUAACUGCAUGAAUGAAGCUGAAUAACAUCUGUUGUCAAAGUAUAUACAUACGUACGACAACAACGAUGUAAUGUUGACAACGUAAUGUUGUCAACAUUGCCACAAUUCGUUAUCGAAAUCUGACAAAAAACGAAAUUGACAAACAAUCCGUUGCCAAUAGUGAGCACGUACGAUAACACAUUCCAUAGUGUUAUCGUACGUAAGUAUAUACUUUGACAACGGAUGUUAUGGAAAAAUUAUAAAAUCUUUGAUGUCAAUUUGGUACCAGGCGUGUAUAUUGCUUUUCCCCUCUGUGUAAGUCCAAUGGUGAAUAGCGUCCAAUAGCAAUUUUGAACUACUUUCCAAAGGUCCUCAAAUAUAUGAUCAUGUUGAAAAUAAUAACUUACUUACUGAUCGGCAGUCUGGCUUUCGAAUUAAAUACAGCUGUGUAACUGCUCUAAUUGAUGUCUCAAAACAAAUAAGAAGCAAUAUUGACAAUGAAUAUUGUAGAAUGGAAAUUUUUAAAAAUUGUAUAAAAGUUUAUACAUAUAUUUGUAAAAUUUCUGAAAAGUAUCUCCCUAUGUUCCGAAGUGACAAAACUAAAAAAGUGGAAAUAGAUGUAAGCGAUAUUCAAUGUUUCCAUUUACAAAAUAGAUAUAUUUGCCCAAUCUCAAUGAAAGUUUAAGAAAGCAUCACUAGAUUCUAAUAGUCAUUUCGAAAAUAAAUGUCCAAUUUAUAUUUUACGAGGAUUUUUACAUGAUUGAUAUUGAUCUUUGUCGCAAAAAUAUCGAGAUUUGUAUCGAAAUUGGCCUUAAACUAAAUGGGUGCAUUACGACAACCUGAAACUCUGAAAGUGGAAUCCAGAUGUAUAUAUAUUUAUAAGUGAUACUAGGAACUGUUAACCCAUAAAUAUUAAUCAAAAAUAUGUAUUUGAAAAUUUGUUUAACUUAAGUAUUUCAGGGUUGCAAUAGUAAUAACACUUUGUAUACAUAUAUUUUUUUUAAUUUACUAAAACCAAAUAAUUAACAAUUACAACUCAUUCUUUUCAAAUUGAAACCAAAAAUUAUUGAUUAUUUAUUUGUUUUCAACAUUUUCUAGAGCAUUAAAAAAGUUCCACAAUGCAUACUUAUUUGCAAACUAAAAAAAAUAAAAUCAAAAGGGGAAAUUUACUGAAAAAUAAAAAAACACACAGCAACCAAAACACCUUGAACUAAGAAUUCUGGCAAACAAUUGAAAUUUUUGUUUGCUUCGAAAUCAGUGGAAUAAAACAAUAAUUUUUUUUUAUUAACAAAAACAUUUUGUAGGAAAAUUAAACUGAAAUGAAAAAAAUAAAUAUUUGUAAAAAAAAUAGUUGUACAUAUACAUAGAUGAGUGUUAAAUAAAUGUAGAAAAAAAUACUAAAUAUAAAUGAAAAGAAAAUUCUAAUGGAAAAUAAUUGUGUAUUUGCUGUAGGUGAAAUGUUUUUUUUUUUACAUAAGAGAUUAAAACAAUAAUAAAUCCCUUCAAAGAUUACAACAUGUAUUGUAUUUAAUAAAAAAUCUUUAAGUUUUUCCUUUACCACACAUGUCUUUUUCCUCUCUAAAAUUUUGGAAUAAUAU
Lucilia sericata (common green bottle fly) is the source of this 4814-nucleotide messenger RNA. RefSeq lists its product as uncharacterized. The record is from RefSeq and is a predicted model, not a curated record. NCBI's taxonomy places the organism in Eukaryota, Metazoa, Arthropoda, Insecta, Diptera, Calliphoridae. The annotation marks the transcript as partial. The transcript has 8 exons.